AUGCUCCACCAUGGUCGAUUCGUGUUGGUGCUAGUCCCUGUGUCAGCUCGUUGGCGACCGUUUCAGUGCUUGUUGUGGCCCAUUUUUCUUACCCGGCCACGUGAGCAGCAGUUGCCAUGUCAGGUUGCUCCAGGUUCCAUCCCGGCGGACCUCGUUGCAACUGCUGUUGGUCAGAAGGUCACAACCCCAAAUGGUGUUGUUUAUGAGCCCCUUGAGCUGGGUACAUCUGAGACGGGCCCAAGAAAUGGGCCACCACGUGGAGGAGCCAAUCUUCUGCUCAAGUAUGCAGCGCACAUCCAGAGCUUCGAUGGCCCUGUUGUAGAUUCGUCGACGUUCAGAGGCUCGCGCAAGCCCAACAAGGUCGACUAUGUCGAAUGCAGGCUAAACGUUGACCCUUCGCUUCCAAAUUGUCUCUUCGAAGUCCGGCCCUUGGCCCUUGGUUGGCGGAUGUUGGCCGGCCUUGUUUCAAGAAAGUAG
This is a messenger RNA of Symbiodinium natans, 477 nucleotides long. The record is from the annotation of a GenBank genome assembly. Lineage: Eukaryota; Dinophyceae; Suessiales; Symbiodiniaceae.